AUGGCUAACUACCAAGCACCACACCACUUCACCCCUGACCAUCGGGGUGAGAACAAUCUCGGUGCCCAGUCAGCGGGCUCGUCUCACCCUGUGCAGCAUGCGCAAGGUGUGAUGGACGGCACAUCGGCGCACCCACUACCCACUCAGGUUCCCUCAGCCUCCUUGGCUGAGGAGACCACGGGAGUCGGUCACACCCGCGUUCAUUGCAACGCAACCCACACUUGUGCCACCUGCAAGGUGACAUGCCCGAACAACUACGGCCUGGAGAAGCAUGCUGCCAAGGAACGCCACAAGGCAUUCCUGUGCACUUGCACCACCAAAUUCGUCAGGCUGGCCACCUUGAAUCGCCACAUCGCAGCACAGGCCGGACCGAAGCACCGCUGCAUCUACUGUGACGGCAACAAGGGCUUUGCACGCGAGGACAAACUCAUCGACCACCUCCGCGCCAGCCACAAGUUUGGAGAUAAGGCCAUCGCCCAGUUUCGCAGCCAGGCACGUGCCGAGCCCAAAGGGAAUGGGCUUGCUUCUUCUGCGGUUGCAGCGACUGGAACUGCUCUGCCCGUUUCGACUGCGGCUGGCUAUGACACCGCUCCGGGCGGUAUGGCUUUGGGCCAUGCUGGGUAUUCCGCCGGCCCCUCGGCCGUACCGUCCGGUGUCUUCGACGGAGGUAUCACCGACUUUCCCAUGUUCAGUGCCGCUGAAAUUCGGCCGUUCGGAUCUGUGGAGGACUAUUCCUGGCUCGGUGCUGCCGAGAACUUCAUGGACUUCGACUUCAGUGGUAUCAACUUUGCUGAGGUUGACUUCACCAGCGUCGACGGAGACCUAGAUAUGUCAGGGAUGGGCGGCGAUCUGUGA
This is a messenger RNA of Diaporthe citri, 855 nucleotides long. RefSeq lists its product as uncharacterized. The record is from RefSeq and is a predicted model, not a curated record. The transcript has 2 exons. Bases 1 to 855 code for a protein of 284 amino acids. Lineage: Eukaryota; Fungi; Ascomycota; Sordariomycetes; Diaporthales; Diaporthaceae.